GUCGCGGCGCGGGCCGGGUGGUGUGCGGACCGGAGGCGGGCAAGGGGUACCCGCCGCUGCAUCCGCACUCUACUGACGCCCUAGCCCUGCAGGCGGUCCCGGGUGGUCCCAGCUGUCGUCCCACUUUGCAGCCCCCACCCCUCCGCCCUUUGUGCCGCCGGCGCCCCCAGUUCGGCGGGACCCGGGGAGCGCGGGAGCCAGAGGCCGCACUGGGCGCACGGCCGGUAGCGGAUGGCGAUCACGGGCGGCGGGCGCAGGGGCGCUGCAGCCCGAGCCCGCGACGUUGGAAGCCCCGGCCGCCUCCGCCGCAUUGUCCCGGGCUGCGAGCCCAGGCCCUGAGCUGCCGCAGCGCCCGCCCACCGCCACCCGCGGGGCCAUGCGGAGAGCCGCGGGGAUGGAGGACUACUCCGCAGAGGAGGAGGAGUCCUGGUACGACCAUCAGGACCUGGAGCAGGACUUGCACCUAGCCGCCGAGCUCGGGAAGACCCUGCUGGAGAGGAACAAGGAGCUGGAGGAGUCCCUGCAGCAGAUGUACUCCACCAAUGAGGAGCAGGUGCAGGAGAUCGAGUACUUGACCAAGCAGCUGGACACACUAAGGCUCGUGAACGAGCAGCACGCCAAAGUGUACGAGCAGCUGGACCUGACGGCCAGAGACCUGGAGCUGACCAACCAGAGGCUGGUGCUGGAGAGUAAGGCUGCCCAGCAGAAGAUCCACGGGCUGACGGAGACCAUUGAGCGCUUGCAGUCCCAGGUGGAAGAGCUACAGGCCCAGGUGGAGCAACUUCGAGGCCUGGAGCAACUUCGGGUUCGCCGGGAAAAGCGGGAACGCAGGAGAACCAUCCAUACCUUCCCCUGCCUGAAGGAGCUGUGCACAAGUCCCCGCAGAUGUGAGGAUGCCUUCCGCCUACACAGUUCCUCUCUGGAGCUGGGUCCUCGGCCACUGGAGCAGGAAAACGAACGACUGCAGACCUUGGUUGGGGUGCUCCGUUCCCAGGUGAGCCAGGAGCGACAGCGCAAGGAGCGAGCGGAACGGGAGUACACCGUGGUGCUCCAGGAGUACACGGAGCUGGAGCGACAGCUGUGUGAGAUGGAGGGCUGCCGCCUGCGCGUGCAGGAGCUGGAGGCCGAGUUGCUGGAGCUGCAGCAGAUGAAGCAGGCCAAGACCUACCUGCUGGCCCGGGAGGAGCACCUGGCCGAGGCUCUGCUGGCACCGCUCACUCAGGCUCCUGAGGCCGAUGACCCCCAGCCAGGCAGUGGAGAUAAUUCUAAUGCCCAGGAUGGUGUCUCCUCACCUGCAGCUUCCCCCAGCCACGCAGUGCGCAAGAGCUGCAGUGACACGGCGCUCAAUGCCAUAGUGGCCAAAGACCCAGCCAGCCGCCAUGCUGGCAACCUCACCUUGCAUGCCAACAGUGUGCGCAGGCGCGGUAUGUCUAUCCUGCGGGAGGUGGAUGAGCAGUACCACGCGCUGCUGGAGAAAUACGAGGAGCUACUGAGCAAGUGCCGGCAGCACGGCGCCGGGGUGCGGCACGCGGGGGUACAGACCUCACGGCCCAUCUCCCGGGACAGCUCCUGGAGGGACCUACUGGGGGGCGAGGAGAGCCCAGGAGAGGGCAAGGCAGGUGAAAAGAGCCUAAGCCAGCACGUGGAGGCUGUGGAUAAGCGGCUGGAGCAGAGCCAGCCGGAGUACAAGGCACUCUUCAAAGAGAUCUUUGCCAGGAUCCAGAAGACCAAGGCCGACAUCAACGCCACCAAAGUCAAGACACACAGCAGCAAGUGACCCCUCUCUAGGCCUGCUGCCUCCCUCCACCACCCGACCAGAGGGGUCUCUCAUGCCUGGCUGGCAGCCUCCUGGCAAGUGAGAAAGCCCUUUAUGCAGCAAUCCAUCAUAGCAGGUGGCUGGAGCAUGCUCGAGGAGGCCUUUCUGAUCUGGGGACACCGCAUAUUUCCUGCUGGUGGCUCUGCUCACUUGUUCUGCCUCCCUUGGCCACUUUGCUUCAGCUUGAAGGCACAGCUCAGUUUAAAAGCCAAACACACUCCCCACCCCGCCACUGCCACCCCCACCACUGUCCCUCGGGGCUUUUCAGCUCCCCCAGCCCUCGGCUUCUGGACCCCAUGUCUCACCCUCAGAUUGCCGCCGCCGGUCUUCUGCAAGCCUUUCUAGCUUUGCCCUCCAAAGUUUUUUUGUUGUUUUUUGUUUGUUUGUUUGUUUCUGAGAGAUUUGCAAUGCAAGGCCUCCUGAAGCCUUGUCACAACUGGAAACACUUGAAAGGGGACCUCAGAGCCAGUCGUUGCUGGUAUCUGGGAUCUCCCAGACCAUUCACUGCUCCUUGCCAGUUAUGACUGUCAUUCCCUUCGCACCAGCUGUACCACUCCCAGAGGUCUGAGCAGGGCACAGAUAGCUCCCACCUUGCAGAGCAGGAAGUUUAGCCAGGCUCGAGUGUAACCCCUCCAGCCCUGGCAAAGGGCUUCAGCUCACCACAGAUCUGUAGCCAAUCUGUAUAGAGGAAGAGGGAACCCCACAACAGCCAUCCACGGUUAGUGUCCCUUUCCUCUCAGAGCCAAGUCUCAUUCCUGGCAUUAUCCUCUGGGCAUGAAGCCUUCCAGGGGCCGGGAUGGUAGGGAGUUUUGCCCUUCCCUCCCUCCCUCCCCGAGCCUGCGAACCACCUUUGCUUUCAUUCCUUUCUCUGCGCCUGCCCCCAUCUCAGGGACCAUGAUGUCUCAUCCAGUCCUCUCUUCCUCAAGCCACCCAGGGACAGAUCACAUCUGCAGCCUUCAGAAUGUCCUGUACGAGUGUCACCAACCCAGGUCCAAGUGUUCAUGCCUGUCCUUCACCAGGGGACUGUAGGACCCUUACUUGUUUUGUUUGGUUGGGCUUUGAUCUGUUUUUUUUGUUUUGUUUUGUUUUGUUUUUUUGAGACAGGGAUUCUCUGUGCAGCCCUGGCUGUCCUGGAACUCACUCUGUGGACCAGGCUGACCUCCAACUCAGAUCCUCCUGCCUCUGCCUCCCACGUGCUGGGAUUAAAGGUGUGAUCUACCACUGCCGGGCCCUCAUGUUGCGUUGUGUUCUUAAGUUGAGGAAGAACGGUCCCCUUUUCCACCUUUCUACAGAAUGCCUGCUCUUUACCUCCCACCUCUAUGGGGAUGACUUUUGAGGCCCCACCUGGGUCAGGGGUUCGAUAUUUUAGUCUAAAACUUCAGAAAGUCAAGCAUCAGCUAAGACAUGCCCAGGGCCCCAGCUUGCCCUCAGCAGCCCUUCAGGGCUUCUGGCUCCUUCUGCCACCCUUCUCAAGACUCUAGAAAUCAAAGGAGCCAUACAAUCCAGCGUGAGGCAGUGACUGUGGCCUCAGUGCUGGGAGCCCAGUAGGAACCAUCAUGCCUUAUCUCCUUCUAAUGGGUAAAGGGGCUUUCUUAUCAAGCAUGUCUGACAUCCCUUGGAGAGGCUACGCGGUUCCAGGUGGCACUGGGAUGCCAGUUGGCAGCUGGAUCCUUCUGUUCACACGACUUGGAGCCUUUUGUCCUUUGGGGCUGGGUACCUCCAGACCCUCUGUGUGUCCCUGUCAGCUGGGGAUGGGGAGGACUUCAGGCCUGUUCACUUCCCCAGUUCUGUAGCAGCCGAUCAGCGUCACCUUUGAAGUAUACAUGAGAGAAAUAUAUUUACAAAUGCUUUAUUCUCUUCUUUAAUAAAAAGUGCACCAGUAUUCUAAAAGCACAAGUGGCCCUGGAUCUAUAGUUUCGCCUUCGAGUCUCACAGGCCCACUGCCCCCUGCCAUGCGGCCCUGCGGAUGACGGAUGGCGGGUGUGUCCUUUGAGGUUGCUUUGCGCCCUGAAGUCUCAGCUUUCUUAUGACUACUUACCUAUGAUUAG
Messenger RNA from Mus pahari (shrew mouse), 3864 nucleotides. It is a transcript of the gene Cdr2l, whose product is annotated as cerebellar degeneration related protein 2 like. The coding region runs from base 377 to 1777 and encodes 466 amino acids. NCBI's taxonomy places the organism in Eukaryota, Metazoa, Chordata, Mammalia, Rodentia, Muridae. The transcript has 5 exons. The record is from RefSeq and is a predicted model, not a curated record.